UAGCUACGUGCGCGGGUCAAGUGUGCGUCCAUUGCAUCCCAUAAUGCAAUAGGCCGUUGUGAACGAUCCAGCAGUCAGCAGCUGGUGGUGAGUUUCCAGAGCGCCGAAGAGGCAGCAGCAGGCGAUACACGUCUCCGAAUCAAUGUGACAUUAUACGAACGUUUAAGCGUACAGGCAUUAGGUAAAUAUGCGGCUCAAGUAUCUAGCAUAUCUCCAUAAAGGCCCGUGAGUGUCGGCAAGUACCACAGUAUUCGUUUUGGAGGAUUCCUCCCCCGUCCACCGGAUCGCACCAAACAGGCAAUGACAACGGCCUCAGCAACUCCGCAGCAGAUGAGAGACCGGCUGCUGCAGGCCAUCGAUAGUCACAGCAAUCAGAUUUGCAAUAUGGUGGCAGUAUUAGAAGUUAUCACAUAUUUGGAGAAGUUCCCUAUCACCAAAGAAGCUCUUGAGGAAACUCGCUUAGGGAAACUGAUCAAUGAUGUGAGGAAGCAGACCAAGGAUGAAGACCUUGCCAAGCGUGCCAAGAAGCUUUUGCGGAGCUGGCAGAAAUUGAUCGAGCCGGGGCAAAAUGAGACUCCAUCGCGGGGGGCCGUGUGUGUCCCGGGCUCUGCCAAUGGCAGUGCCCACCCCUUUCGGACUGACAUUCCACCCCCUGAUGUCUCAAUGGCAAGCAAGGGUGUCCCAGAGGUGAAAACUAGAAAUGACGUCCACAACACCCACUCGCCAAAAGCGGAGAAGUCAAGCAGCAGAAAGCGUAGAGGGGAGCAAAGGGACAGUGUGCACUUAGCGGCCAAAAUCUCCAACUUGUCCCCCUACGAGCAGAUGUACAACACCCCACCACCACCACCCACAAAUGGGAUUGCAGGUAGCCCUGAGGCUCCCCCAUCGCCGGACAGGGCACGGACAGAGCACCUAGAGAAUGACAAACAUAGUAGGAUCCCUGUCAAUGCUGUCAAGCCUCACCCAAGCUCCCCGGGCCUCACCAAACUACCUAGCACUUCUUCUUUACUCAAGACUGCUGUGUUGCAGCAGCAGGCAAGGCUGGACGAAGGAGGCGGUGGGCAGUAUCAGGCCAAAAGCCCMCACUGUCUCUCAUCAAGUCUGCGGAGUCCGCGAACUAUGAAGCAAGAGACGAUGUCCAAGCGCUCUUCAACAUAUGCACCAAAAGGGACUAUCCCAAGCCCAGCUCGGAGCCCUCGCUUGCUGUCGUCCCAAUCUUUAAAGUCCCCAGCCGAAGUGUCUCAUGUGGAUGGGCUGCCACCCCCUGCCCAUAGGGCCUCACUGCACUGGCCCGGCUCCUCGGAGGUCACCAGCCAUCCCCCACGCAACGCUGCAACACUGGAACCCCCGCCGGUGUUCCCUCCCACCUCCCAGCCCGCCCCAACCAACUCUGAGAGCUCAGAACUACAGAGACCCACCCCCUCCUCCUCUGUAGUGGUGGUCAAGGCUGAGGCAGRAGUCGCUGCCUCCAGCUCGGACCGCAAAAAGAGGAAGAAGUACAGGUCCAGGGACUACUCUGUCAACCUGCAGGGGCAGGACACAGAGGACCAAACGAGGCCUGUGCGAUUAAAAGAGCGCAGGCUAACGUUUGACCCUGUGACGGGGCAGAUCAAGUCCAUGGUACAUAAAGAACUCUCUCAGGUGGAAGAACCCCCAAGGCCACCUCCCCCUGAGCCCCAGCAGAGGACUCACCUGCCCCUGCAGCAGCAUCCCGCUCCCACCCCCAGCCCCUUCCAACAGACUAACUGGAAAGAGCUGUCCCGAAACGACAUCAUCCAGUCCUACCUAAACCUUCAGAGCAACGUGCUCACAUCCUCAGGGGUCCAGGCCCCCGGCGCACACUUUUUCAUGUCAGAAUACCUGAAACGGGAGGAGAGCGACGUUAGGGAGGCGAGGCGAGGAGUCCACGUCUUGCAGCUGGACAGCUCGGUAACGGACACACCGGGGGUGAGCCGGGAGUUGACUGACGAGGACCUCCACAGAGUACAUAUGGAGCACUGGCARGGGGUAAACGGUUGUUGCGACACCAAGGGCACUUGGUACGACUGGACGGAGUGCAUAUCUUUGGAUCCGCACGGGGAUGAGAGCAAACUAAACAUCCUGCCAUAUGUCUGCCUAGACUGAGUAGAUGGAGUGUCUCUCUCUGUCACUUGACAGAGGAAGGAAAACAAUUUUUUUAGCCAYUGAGUUGUGGAAAGCCAGAACUGCAAAACUCCCUCCGUGCCUCCCUCUCAGAGAUAAUCGAAUGAGGUUUUGGUAAAAAAAAAAAAAAAGGUUGGUUGGUUGGUUAAAGGGCUGCUGUUUCAGUUCUUAUUUUCUUUCAAAGAUUUAAAUAAAAGUUGCAGAAAAGAUGUGCCCCUGUUUGCAGUGCUGCUACUAACAAGGAAUUGCAAACUAAGGUUCUAGUUGAGGGUUGGCUGGGGUUUAGGUGUCCAGUCGAGGCACAGUUAUGCUCAGAAGGGGUUGAAAGAGUUCAUCUAGCACAGGUAAAGCCGAAUGUGUCCAGCAAGUGGAAUACUGGCACCAAUUUGRCAGUUACAAGAAGCUUUAUGUGACAUAUAUAAAAAAUAAAUUAUAAAAUGUCUUAUGUAUGCAUCUAUUUAUUUGACCUUUUCUGUUUUUUUGGGAGGUUUAUCGAAACAGAUGUACAAAACCUGUAGAGCUUUUCUGUUUGCAUCACAUAAUGUUGACCUGUUCUGCAAUGCAAACGAGGCAUACCAUUGUUUUGCACAGUCUUUUCUUUUUAUUGGCCGAUGCGCAUUAGCUAUCCAACAUUCCAUGCUCCUCACAUCUCUCUCCUCACUCUGUUCUAAUGUACCCAUGCCAUCAUACACUUAUUACCGGGAGGAAAUACUUGAUAACAAAUUUUGCCUGUUUUUGAAUGUGUUUUUCAAUCCUAAAAGUAUUUUUUUAAAUUUUCUUUUAAUCUGUUUACGUUUUCAAUUAAUUGUUUGUUAUAUGUACAUUUUGUAUUUCCUCCCAUAUCCCCUAGCAAUCCUCACCCAGGCAGAACUGUGAGCAAAAAUGUCAAAACAGAGGGCGCUAAUGCAUUAAAACUGUAAACAAUUGUGAGGACAAGAAAAUACGGAAAUGUAUGCGCAAACUAUACUUGUCACCAUUCCUUUAGCUAUCAUUUUGCCUUAUGGAAUUUCAUCACAAGAUUUUUAAAGUUGAACAGCUUUAGUGAAUGUACAGAAAUGAGACCUUUUGUAUUUAGUUAUACAGUGGUAGAUAACUUUUGUAAUUCCAUAAUUGACACAAAGUUACGUGUAGAUAAAAAUACACCACACCUGCAAGUUCAAAGUUUUGUACAUAGUUUUGACAUCCAUGUCAAAAUUCCCUCAGAUCUUUUAAGCGUUUGUUUUGCAGGAAUGUUCUACUCAUUGAGAAGCAUGCAUGAUGGUGAAUGAACAGGCAUAGUUUCUUUAGCUUUUUUUGUUAACUACAUAAACCUAGAGUGCUGUGGUACCAUCACRCAUUCUAAACUUUUACCAUGUGACAAACAUGAUAGUUCAGAGAAGUAGUUUUUUUUUGUUUUUUUCUCAUCUUGCAUUGCCACUGUUCUCCACAUAUAACAUGACUUUAGAUAGGCGAAGAUCAGACUGUGUGCCGCUAAAUCCAUCCCUACCAAUGUGCCUUUGAAUCUGUAUUUGUUCCGCAUAAUACUCCUGUCCUUGGAGCUAGGUUUGUGUGGGACAAUUCCAAAUUCUAUGUCCGAUAAUGCUGGAAUAUGCACCGUUUUUUCGAAGCAAUGGUCCUUAGUGAACACUGGUCCAGUAUGGGUAAAUUGCAGACUGCGAUAUCACUCAAACACAGCUCGCAAUAAAGAAAUGUUAAAGAUGAUUGAUGUGGAUCUGGUCAGUUUUGACUGGGACAUCUUUAUUUGUUCAGUGUUUAACAUCUCUCAAUAGUUUGAAAAAUAAAGUGACAUUCUAAAC
Molecule: messenger RNA, 3938 nt
Organism: Salvelinus sp. IW2-2015
Lineage: Eukaryota; Metazoa; Chordata; Actinopteri; Salmoniformes; Salmonidae
Product: mediator of RNA polymerase II transcription subunit 26-like
Biological process (GO): regulation of transcription by RNA polymerase II; positive regulation of gene expression
Cellular component (GO): nucleus; mediator complex; core mediator complex
Molecular function (GO): transcription coregulator activity
Source: RefSeq, a predicted model, not a curated record